This is a messenger RNA of Myripristis murdjan (pinecone soldierfish), 675 nucleotides long. Its product is annotated as apoptosis regulator BAX-like. Gene Ontology annotation, cellular component: mitochondrial outer membrane. Gene Ontology annotation, biological process: release of cytochrome c from mitochondria; mitochondrial fusion; intrinsic apoptotic signaling pathway in response to DNA damage. Gene Ontology annotation, molecular function: BH domain binding; channel activity. The record is from RefSeq and is a predicted model, not a curated record. The transcript is spliced from 5 exons. The annotation marks the transcript as partial. Lineage: Eukaryota; Metazoa; Chordata; Actinopteri; Holocentriformes; Holocentridae.
UCGUUCUUCAAAGGCAAAAUCUGUUCUGCAGACGGACUCUCUGAAAUAGUCGAACUACUCGAGGCUUCAUCUAGACUUUAUCUGACCUCCUGAGUUAUAAGCUAACUAAAUGUUUCUACCAAGUAGCUAAUUUGUACUACAUUUGCCUGUGAGCUCCUGGCCGGCAUAAAGUUUGGAGCUAUGGCUGACGGUCGUGAAGAGGAGGAAAGAGGACUUGAGCAGGGUGCUGUGGGUGGGGAAGAUGUCAUUAAUGACCCCAUCAUGGAGCAAGGAGCUGUGCUUCUCAGAGGAUAUGUGAUCAGCUGUAUAAAUAUAGAGGACCCGGGGCGACAUGUCUCUCCUGUAGAUCUGGGAGGAAGACCAAAUGAACAACAGGAUCCACAAAUAAAAAAAGUGGUGGAGCAGAUGCUCGAGAUCAACAAAGAGUUAAACCGGAAUGCUGAGCUCCAGCGGCUCAUCAGCCAGGUUCCUAGCAACUGUGCUCAGGAUGUCUUCUUGACGGUGGCCAGGAGCAUCUUUACUGAUGGCAUCAACUGGGGUCGAGUGGUGGCCCUCUUCCAUCUGGCCUACAAACUCAUCUACAAGGCACUGAUCACCAACCAUCCAGAGAACGUCAAAAUUAUCAUCAGCUGGUUGCUCCAGUUCAUCAGAGAGAACCUCCACUUCUGGAUCCUA